CCUUCCAAAUAUAUGCCGUAUGACAUCCAUUGUAUCCUUCACCUUCUUACCUGCAACUUUAACGCCCAGAAAAACAAUCAUCAAAACAAGGCGAUAAUCACUAACCUGUUCAUUUUGGAUUUGAGUGUAGUUCUUGAAAUUUCCGAAAAAUGGGUUCUAAAGAGAAGUAUACAAGAACCAAUAGAAGACCAAGAUCAGUAAAAACUGAACAUGAUCAUAAUACCCAUAACAUCAGUAACGGUAAUGCUGUAUUUUCUGAAUCUGGGCUUAGCCCAUUGGGCCCAAUUAAGCCCAAUGCAGAUGGGGGUGAUGAGAGUGGUUGGGGUUACUGUACUGAGGAGCAAUUAGAAGAAAUCUUGUUACAAAAUUUGGAGAUUUUGUAUAGUGAAGCUAUUAAUAAGCUUAUUGGGUUAGGUUAUGAUGAAGAUGUGGCUAUGAAAGCUAUAUUGAAAAAUGGACAUUGUUAUGGUGGAAUGGAUGUUUUGACUAAUAUAUUGCACAACUCAUUGUCGUAUUUAAAUAACGGGAGUAGUGUUUCGAAAUUGGAGGAUUCGGAGCAUUGUUUUGUUGAUUUGAGGCAGUUGGAGGAAUAUUCGUUGGCAGGUAUGGUUUGUUUGUUGCAGCAAGUUAAGCCGCAUUUGAGUAAAGGGGACGCAAUGUGGUGUUUGUUAAUGAGUGAUCUUCAUGUAGGACGGGCGAGCGUGAUGGAAAUUCCUGCUCCAAGUAAUGGGAAUGGUUGUGUUAAUGGGUCGGUGAGUGGGAGUGGUAAUGUUGAGGGUGUUGGCAUGGGUCCUGUUGGGGUUGUGCCCGCUAUGUGUAGAUUUCAUGGUGGUUGGGGUUUUGGGAGUGGCGGUGCUAAUAAUGCGUUUCCGUUGAAUAGGUCAUUUGCGUAUACUGCCUCGGAUUCUAAUUCACAAAAAGAGAUUGAGUGUCCGAAGAGGUUUAAUCUUACUCCUUCGAUGAAAACUUUGCUGAAGAGGAAUGUAGCUGCAUUUGCUGCGGGAUUUAGGUCAAACCCGAAAUAUAUGCAGAAUCAGUCACAGGCUUGUCCUAGUUCUUUGGCUGAUGGGGAUCAAUCAUGUGGAAGUGAAUCAGGGGUUGAAAGUGGACUUGCACAGUCGGGGGACUCCCAAGCUUUGAAAAGCCAAGACGUGGUUAACUCUGUCGUAGGUAAGUUUCGUGAUUUGAAUCUUGAUGGGAAUACAGAGAAGGGAAAUGGACAGCUGGACCAGAAAGACGAGAUGAUUCUAAGUUUGAUCGAUCAAAUAAAGGAUCUUGAGAAGCAGGUCAAGGAACGGAAAGAUUGGGCGCACCAAAAAGCAAUGCAAGCCGCAAGGAAGCUUAGCAAUGACUUGACGGAGCUUAAGACGUUGAGGAUGGAAAGAGAGGAUACCCAAAGAUUAAAGAAGGGUAAACAGGCUGUCGAAGAUACUACCUUGAAGAGGCUAACAGAGAUGGAGAAUGCUCUAAGAAAAGCCAGCGGCCAAGUUGACCGUGCAAACUUGGCUGUGAAAAAGCUUGAGAAUGAGAAUGCAGAAAUCAGGGCAGAGAUGGAGGCUUCUAAGUUAAGCGCAUCAGAAUCUGCAAAAACAUGUAUGGAGGCUGCUAAGAGAGAGAAGAAGUGCAUUAAGAAGCUUGGAGUUUGGGAGAAACAGAAAAAGAAGCUGCAGGAGGAUAUUGCAGCGGAGAAACAAAAGAUUUCAGAUGUACAAAAGCAGCUGGUUCAGGUAGAGGCAGCUCAAAAGGAAGCUGAGGCAAAGUGGAGGCAGGAACAGAAGGCUAAGGAGCAAGCCGUGGCACAAGUAGAGGAAGAACAACGUCUCAAAGAAGCAGCCGAGGCUACUAACAAAAGAAAGCUUGAGGCGUUGCGGCUGAAGAUAGAAAUAGACUUCCAGCGGCACAAGGAUGACCUCCAACGGCUUGAACAGGAUCUUUCUCGGCUUAAAGCGUCUACUGAGCUGCAGAAUCAGUCUGCUAAUUUAGUAACAGGUAACUCUAACGGUGAACAGCCCCACGCUGAUAUUGCAAGGAUGUUACAUGAGUUGGACAGAUUGGAGAAUUCUUCCGAGAAGGAUAGCUCCGAUAGGGAGUGUUUAAUUUGCAAGAAGGAUGAAGUUUCAAUUGUCUUCCUACCUUGCGCUCAUCAAGUUAUGUGUGCGAACUGCAAUGACAAAGGGAAGAAGGGUAGGGCUAAAUGUCCGUGCUGCGGCGUUCCAAUUGAACAGAGGAUCAGGGUCUUUGGUGCAACCUCAUAGGCCUCAUCCCAAAUGCUCAUGAACUAUCUUUUGGAGGUUUAGACAAUAUUCAAGUUACUGUAUUGUCUUAAACAUAUGCUUAUGCUUGAUUGAGUCAGCAUAAUAAAAAUAAACAGCUGCCAAGUUGGUGUAUUUUGCUGCUAUGAUAUUUGCUUAUUAGAGGUAUUGACAAAUGUCCCUUUCUCUUUAA
Molecule: messenger RNA, 2445 nt
Organism: Nicotiana attenuata
Lineage: Eukaryota; Viridiplantae; Streptophyta; Magnoliopsida; Solanales; Solanaceae
Product: MND1-interacting protein 1-like
Exons: 3
Coding region: 150-2255 (701 amino acids)
Source: RefSeq, a predicted model, not a curated record